GCUUCAGGGAAAUCCACACGCGUUCAGUGUGUGUGUUCAGAUCAGACCGGAAAUCCCUGACACAGGACGAGCUGAGAGACAAGUCGCCAUGAGCUUCUGCGAUGUUUUUCAGAUGUUAAAAUAGAAAGUAACUCGCAUGAUGUGAUGACACUCUUAUGAUUCCAAUCUAGAUGUUACAAUGGAUACUUCACUUCAUUUACUCUUAAUCGUGAUGUAUUUGCAGUAUGCAGUAGGUCCGUCCAGCAGCUGUGUCAAAAUAUUUCCAGACUCUGAUCAGCCGAUUGCAGCUGAAGUUGGAAAAGAGUUCAGUGCAACCUGUCACCUGCUCGAGGGGUCCCGCUACACCACCGACGACAUCGAAUGGUUGUUCGAAAAUAAAAGUGUUCCAAAGCAGAAUUAUGUCAAAAUCAAUGAAACAGCUGUCAGUGUUACAGUUAACAUCAGCAGUAACAUGAACGGCUGGUUGAAGUGCAGAGCCGCUAAGGAGUCCUUGUCAUACGAACCGUCAUGUCUCUACGGAAUCUCCCUUAUUACGGGAUACCCACCGUUGGUGCCAAAGAAUCUUACGUGCAUUGCUGUGCAAGAAGACAAGAAUAUUUCCCCUAAAUUAAAAUGUUCUUGGGAUCCAGGAACGCGAGACCCACUGCUCGACACCACGUACACUCUUUAUGCCCAACUGUGUUCUGAGUCUGAAAAGCAUUUAACAGUAAUUGAGUCAUUUAGCACCAUCUCUAAAGAUCGUCUUGCAAGCAGUUGUACGGUCGACCUGCGAACGUAUCCCUAUCAUAUGGAUUUGAGAGUGUGGGUGGAAGUGAAUAACAUGCUGGGCUCAGAGCACUCAGACAAGCUCCUGAGAGAUUCCUCAUAUUUUGCGAAACCAAGCCCACCGUUUGAUGUACGAGUUCUCAGUGAGAUUAAUUUCUCCACGUCUCUGAUGGUUACUUGGAAACCUCCCCUUGACCCAAAUGUUAUGGAACUCAGUUGCAUCAUCAGAUACUGCCAAGCAGGCUUCAGCGUUUGGACCGAGGUGCCUGAGGACUUGAUGCAUUCCCACACAGAGUCAUUCAGACUGCAGUCCCUGCAUCCGUACACUGAUUAUGUGGUGCAGAUGCAAUGCAUUCACAUAAAGCAUGAAAGCUACUGGAGUGACUGGAGCGCCAAUGCUACAGAACGCACCGCAGAAGCCAAACCUGCAAGCAGUCCAGAUCUGUGGAGAAUCAUUCAGCUCACUACUCAUAAUAGAAACAUCACUUUAAUAUGGACGGCUCCUGUGCAAGCUAAUGGUAAAAUACUGCGCUAUGAUCUAGAAAUCAGUCAAGACCAUGAGAUAUUUGAAAGACGAGUUGUUCGAUUAAAUGAACUGGAACACAUCAGAUCACAUCAGACGUAUUCCAUGGAUCUGCCACCAGGAAAAGUGGCCACUAUUGAAAUAACGGCAACAAAUUCAGCCGGAGUGUCACCGAAAGCAACUUUAUUCAUUCCCAGAACAGAUAAAGAGCUUCCUGGUGUGCAGGACGUCAGUUGGUCGGUGAAUGAUGGACAGCUGCAGGUGAAGUGGCUGCCCCCUCCUCCCGGCGGCCCGCUGGUCUCUCAAUAUCUGCUGGAGUGGAUGAAAAUCCCACUGAGAGAGUUUCAGUCAGAUACACACUGGCAGAGAGUUUCUCCACACGUCAACAGGACCACACUGACCGGUGAUUUCAAGCCAUUCCAGCGGUACAACAUAUCAGUGUUUCCAAUUUACUCGUAUCGUUUUCGUCACUCCAACACGACACACAGAUACAUAGAAGCAGGACGACCAGUUACCACAGCAGCCUACAUUCAACAAGGGUCGCCACUAGAAGGCCCUACUUCAAAAGUUACAAAAUCCAAGAAAACCAGUGCCGAGUUGACAUGGGAGGAAAUUCCACUGGACAGUCAGCGAGGAUUUAUCACCGGCUACACCAUAUUCUAUAAGACAGGGAACAUUGAGAAAUUUUUGCCGGUAAAAGCUCAUCUCCGUUCAUCGGUGCUGACUGAUCUGACCAGUGAAAGUGAAUAUGUGGUUCACGUCAUGGUGUCAACAGUUGCAGGCUCCAAAAAUGGAUCAGAUUUCAAUUUCAAAACGGCAAAGUAUGGCAUUGGUGUCUUGUCUGUAGGUGAUGGAGAGGUGGAGCUGAUCGUGGUGGUGGUGUGCUUCAGCUUCCUGUUCUUCGCCGUCUUCAUCAUCAUGUUCUGCCUUCGGAAAAGAGAAGUGAUUAAGGAGCUUUUGUGGCCGCAUGUCCCGGACCCCAAUGACAGCUCUAUUGCCCACUGGUCACCCGAUUUCUCUGUAAAGACCGAUUUACCCAAAGAAGACGUUAGCGUGGUGGAAGUAGAUGUGUUUGACAGGAAGUCUUUGUUUGAGGAAGACAAAGCUGUGCUGCCACUCAAGAAGGACAAAUAUUUGUCUGAGGAGCACAGCAGCGGUAUCGGCGGCUCGUCCUGCAUGUCGUCACCCCGCCACAGUGUGUCCGACAGUGACGAGGGAGACUCGGGGCAGACCACGGCCAGCAUCGUGCAGUACUCGGCCGUGGUGGCAAGUGGCUACAAGGGCCAGACCCCCAACCAUCAGACGCCUGUGUUUGCACGCUCCGAGUCCACCCAGCCCCUCCUAGAUUGUGAGGAACAUACGGAACAUCUGCAAGAGGGCAACGGCCAGUCUAGAAACUCUUACUUCAGGCGAGGCAGAGGACUCGAGCUUGCCGAGUGCGAGGAACCGAACGGGAGCUCUCUGACUUUCUGUCCAGCGGAGGAGCAGAUGUCUCCUAUCGUAGAGGAUCUACCCACCUCCACAUCAUGUUACAUGCCACAGCAGAGUGGCUAUAGACCUCAAUAAAGAGAAACAUUCGUACAGACAGGCUCAUCUCAGUUUUGAGAACUUAAGCUAUCAGUCAGUAUAAAAAAGAACAAUUAAUGUCACGUUCAUUAAUGUCACGUUCAUUGCAGGGUUCCCACGGAUAUGGAAAACCUGAAAAUAUCAGGUCGUUUUAAAAUUGUGUAAAAUAUUUCAUCUGCAAGAUAUUGCUCUUGUGUGGAGUAAAACUUGUUCGCAAGCCAUAGUAAUGUUGGAUGUUGUGAGAAAAUCCAAGUCGGUUCUUUUUGGUGAAUCAGUUCACAGAACUGUCUGAAUGAUUCAUUAGUGAAUCGGUCAAUCAAAAUGAUUUAUAAAACUCCCAAGUAAUCACAAAUGACUAGAAUCAUGGAACCGUUGUUGAAAUUCACUGGUCAAAAAGUGUGGGAACCCUGUCAUCUGGCUGUCCUGAACUUUUCAUUUUACUUAUGAAUUGCAUUGCAAGUUUACACCGAGAACGUGUGGUGCAUCGCAAACGCAACUAAUCUAGAUCACUCCCAUUACAAUCAAUAAAGCUGUCUACCCUGGAAGAGUCCAAUGCGGUGCGAUGCCAGGCUUCUAUUGAUGCGGUGCACAGCUACUUCAACCACUUUAUUUUCUUCGCCAGACUGAAAAUUAUUUUAAGUCAUUUCUAACCACAUGUAUAUGCAUUUGUAGCAUUACAAACAUUGAAUAAUUGUUAUUGCUAUUCUAAAAUAACCCAUGCAGAAUCAGUUAUACCAAGUACUUUCAUUGUAAAUAAAGUAGGAUUUAAUUUUUAACCGAUUUUGCAGUUGCUGGAGUGUCACCUCAAGCUUACAGAGGUUCGUGUUUAGUGAGCAUUGUAGAGGUGACGUGCAGUUUUAACACUUCCAGUGGAGACAACUUCAAGCUGUAGCAGUGUGACACAAAGUUGGUUGUGUGCGGUAUUCACAUGAUGUACGUUCAGAACAUAAUUAACUAUUUACACCAAAGACAUUGACUUCUUAAAAGGUGGUAUGAAAUCAGUGGACCAGUGGCUGAAUGUAUCGUCCUUAAUAUCUUGCCUUUGAAAGCUGUAGUACCAUACAUGCACGACUCUUUAAAAAAUGUUAAAGAAUUUAAUAUUGAAUUGUGAAUUUCACCACAUUAUGCCUAAUUAUAAAGAUUUGACAUAUGCCAUUACUCAUAACAAUAUUUCAACUCUAUUUUAAGUGUAAAGUUUUUUUAUUUUAAUUGUUAAUUUUUGGAUGGUUAGACAUUUACAGAAACAAAACAGUAAAAAAAAUACGUAUUUGAUGGAUUAGAGCUGAACGAAUGUAAUUUACCUUAUAGUUACUCUGAGAUAACCAAAAUACUUUCGCUGCACAUUUUUGAGUUGCUUACUUAUUAAUGAUGGUAUUAUGAAUAUUCAUAUUUUUAACAACAGAUUGUCAUUUCAAGUUUUCAGUUUACAUUGACAACACUCAUGUUUAUUGUGAUUCCCCCUCCCUCUGGGAUAAAACUAACACUACACUGAAUUAUCAACUAAGAUAUGCAUAUCUUUUUCAUUGCAUGCCUUUUCACAUGUAUCCAGUCUUUUUAUAUCACAGAUACUGGGUUAAAUAAAGACAAUGCAAAUA
Molecule: messenger RNA, 4449 nt
Organism: Myxocyprinus asiaticus (Chinese sucker)
Lineage: Eukaryota; Metazoa; Chordata; Actinopteri; Cypriniformes; Catostomidae
Product: interleukin-6 receptor subunit beta-like
Exons: 16
Coding region: 179-2854 (891 amino acids)
Biological process (GO): cytokine-mediated signaling pathway
Cellular component (GO): signaling receptor complex; external side of plasma membrane; membrane
Molecular function (GO): cytokine receptor activity; cytokine binding
Source: RefSeq, a predicted model, not a curated record